This is a messenger RNA of Aspergillus steynii IBT 23096, 3756 nucleotides long. RefSeq names its product acetyl-CoA synthetase-like protein. The transcript is spliced from 2 exons. Bases 1 to 3756 code for a protein of 1251 amino acids. Lineage: Eukaryota; Fungi; Ascomycota; Eurotiomycetes; Eurotiales; Aspergillaceae. The record is from RefSeq and is a predicted model, not a curated record.
AUGAUCAACGACAGAAACGUACCCAACUGCCAAGCUAGCCACGAGAGCGUCAAGCAGUCCCAAGGGCACAGCUCUCAGCCAGAAGGGGCGUUAAUAGCUUCUCCAACCGCCGUGAGCGUCCGAUUGUCCUUCGUGAAAAAAGGCACCGUGAUGGCCGCGUGGGCCGUUGUGCUCCACGAGUACUUCAAUCAGCCAGAGGUCUCCUUUUUGAGGUUUGAUGGAUAUCAGCCUCGCGAAAACAGGGUUUCAGGUGACGAUGAACCAGAAAUCGUCUCACUAGAAGUUCAUCCAGAUUGGACAGUCAAAAACCUUCAGGACCACUGCGUUAGCAAUGUGCAGCACAGGCCAGCCGAUUCAGCUCUCAACAAUAAUCCCAGAGUACCAGUUAUCUUAGUCCUGAACGACCCAAGCUUCAAGGAGCAUUCUGAUUGUUUCGAAUAUCUGCCGUGGAGCUACAGAGAUAGGGUCUCUUUGCUUCUUGCCGUCAAAGAAACCAGCCAUGGUUUGCUGGUCAACAUCUACUCUCCAGCAGAAAACAUCCCUAUCCUCGAGCUCCCCGCGUUGUUGGAUAGUACCUGCAAAGUGCUCAAUGAUGUCGACGGAAAUCCUAAGAAGAGGAUCUCAGAUAUCGAAGUGAUCAGCAAUUAUGAUCUAGAUCGUCUGGAACGAUGGACUAUUGGUGGUGCACCUACACCACAGACUACAAUUCAUGGGUUGAUCAGUCGUUACUAUCUUGAAAGACCAUCCGAUGUUGCCAUAUCGAGCACUUCCGGGAAUAUCACGUACGCAGAGCUCGGAAUGAAAUCUGCGGUGAUUACACAAAAGCUCCGCAACCAUGGAAUUCGGCCGGGUUCCCUCGUUGGAAUUUGUCUGCCUAAGUCAACACUGUCGGUGACCAUUCUCAUUGCAAUCUUACGAGCAGGGGCAGGAUAUGUGCCCAUUCCUACAUCCUGUCCCGAGGAGCGCUUCGCAUAUAUCCUUCGGAAAACUCGAGUCCAAGUCUUGAUCACAGAUUCAGAUGUUCGCGGCGGGCUUAAAGACCAGCCACUUGGCAAGAUCGAGAUCAUAAAACCACUGUCCCUUACACAAGGGAGGACUCCUCUGGAUUGGGCGCAAGAGGUGCACACGGACCCAUCUCAGGUCGCAUAUGUUUUGUUCACGUCCGGGAGCACCGGAAAUCCGAAAGGUGUUGUUCAAGAACAAGGGGCUGUAUCUGGAAGUCUGACAGCCCUUGUCGAGGCUUUCGGACUGGAUUCAUCAACAAAGUUCCUCCAGUUUGCUUCAUUCUCUUUUGAUGCCAGCAUAUGUGAGCUCUUUGCGCCAUUGGUAUGCGGGGGGCGAGUAUGUGUGCCAUCCGAGGAGGAGCGCUUGGAAGACCUCGAGGGAGUCAUGAAGACACUCGAAGUCACCGAUGCAUCCCUGACACCUGUUAUUGUUGCACAGUUGAACUCUGAUCAGCUACCCGCAUUGAAGCAUCUCUACAUUGGAGGAGAAGCUCCCUCACAGGUCAUUUUGAAUAAUUGGUCCGACAAGGUCCGCCUGAGCAAUAUCUACGGGCUGACCGAAGCCGGAGCCUGGGAUACUGUGGAGUUGGAUCUCAGACUCAAUGACAACCCAAAGACUAUCGGCAAAGGAAUUGGAACCAACUGCUGGAUUGUCGAUCCGGACAACAUCAACCGACUCAGGCCGAUUGGGGUGGAGGGCGAACUACUUCUUCAGAGCCCCUACCUGGCCAGAGGAUACUUAGACGACCCCGAAAAAGAUAACGAGACGUUUUUGUCUCUCCCAGACCCUAUCCUGGACAUAACAGGUCCAUCCAUGAGUCGAUGCUACCGCACGGGAGACCUUGCACGCUUCCAACCUGACGGCAGGCUUAACUUCAGCAGCCGACGGGCGGGAUUUGUGAAAAUCCGUGGACUGCGCGUGGAGCUGGGAGAGAUCGAAGCUGCCAUAUCGGGCUGGCCAGGAAAUGGCAAAGGUGCCGUAAUUCUGGUUGAUAACGAGACUCACAACGCACCGGAGCUUGUUGCCUUUGUGCAGGUCGAGAGAGAUGCAGACGAGUCUCUUGCAGACAUGGUGCACAAGCAUCUGCAGAAAAGCCUGCCAUCAUAUAUGAUUCCGACUGUUUUUGUGCCUAUCGAGUCGAUGCCAUUGACCGAUUCCAAGAAAAUUGACAGACAGCAUUUACGAUCACUCUUUGCGCAAUUGACUCAUGAGGAGAAGAUUGCUAUGCGACCAGGAGGGUCCAGGGCAAACUGGUCGAAGAUUGAGUCUCAUCAAUGGUUGGCAAUCGAGCUUAGCAACGUCAUUGCCGAUUUGGUUCAACAAAGAAAGCCACAGGAAAAUGAGGACAUUCGAGGAUGGAACUUUCCUCUGUCCGCGGUCGGACUGAACUCUGUGCAGAUGGCCUAUCUUUCGGGUACGAUUCGACGACAUUGGGGAGGCAAUGUCAGUUUGGAAUAUCUUCAACAGCCAGGUAUUACUGUGAGCCAGCUUGAAGAACGUCUAUGCGCAACGGAAACGAUCGAGACGGAUCAGUCGUCUCAGAAAUGCAACAAGCGAGACCUUCUCACCGACCUGGCUUCAAUAGACAUACGCUUGCCAGAGGGUCGCAACACACAAAAAGCCGUGUUUCUUACGUCUAUCACGGGGUUCCUAGGUAGUCAGGUUCUGCGCGCCCUGUUGGAGCAUCCAAGUGUGGAACGCAUUAUUGGUCUUGUUCGAGCGGAGAAUGAAUCUGAAGCCCGAAAGAAGAUACAGAGCCAUGCCAAGGUGGGACGGUGGUGGCAAGAUGAAUUCAACUCGAAAAUCGAGGUUUGGCUCGGAGAUCUCAGCCAGCUGCAGUUAGGGCUGACUGACGAACAUUGGGCAUGUCUAACUGGCUACCGACGUAUCGACGGAGUGAUUCAUAAUGGAGCCAGUGUCAACUGGCUCGAUGAUUUCGCAAGCUUGAAGGCAACAAACGUCUACAGUACUCGGGACAUCCUAUCGGCCUGGUCAGCAAUGCCGAUCCCGUGUCCAUUCACAUACGUCGGGGGCGGGUAUCUCCCUGGGCCAGAGGAGACCAGAGAGCAGAGUGUCGAAAGGCUGGCAAAUGCUAGCGGAUACGACCAGACGAAGUUUCUCUCCCGUAUGAUGGUGCAAGAUUACAACCAUCACCUGAAUCACGGAGAGCACGGUAGUCCAAGGCCGGUGGUGAUUCAACCUGGAUUCCUGGUUGGCACCAGGUGGGAAGGUAUCGCUCAUCCGGAUGACUUUCUGUGGCGUCUUGCCUACAGUAUUCUCUCGAUUAAAGCUGUCAGCGAAGAUAUGCAACUGGCGCAUCUCGCAGUGACUGGGGUAGAUCAAAUGGCGGCCUUGGUGGCGAACAGCGUUCUGAAGGAGCAAUGUGCACUGACUGUGGACUGUCACGAUGGUGUUUCCUUGGAGCAGAUAUGCGCAAUUUUGAGCUCACGCACAGGCUUGGCGAUAGACACAUUCAGUCACCAGGACUGGCUGGCGGCUUUAAAGAAAGACGUCGAAGCCAAGGGGCUUGACCAUCCCUUUCUCCCCGUGCUGGAAUGGUUCGAGGCCGAUAGCUGGCAGCUUCUAGGUUCCCAAUCGCCCCCAACUGGCAUCUCCCCGGUUGGCAGAAGAGAUUCCAUAGUAGCACUAGAACGGAGCACAGACUACCUAGUCGAUAUUCAGUAUUUACCGGCAAAGGGUGGUUCGCGAGGCAGUGGUCAUAAUAUUGAGCAAUUCAAGAGAUGCAAGUGA